AUGAAGUUGCUGUUGAUAUUCUACUUGUUUGUGUUGUCACAAGCGUUUCCAUUAGCUCAAGAAGAUACAAUUUCAUUGUAUAAUAACGAUUUAAGAAUUAUCAAGACUUCACCAAACGAAUUUAAAAUUGUUUCAGAAGAUGAAAAAUUGAAAUUAAAACAAGAAGGUGUUAAUUUCAUUGAUGUUACUAAUUAUUAUCCAAUUGAUGCUGUUGUUGGUCAGGAAGUACUAGCAUCCCCACGCACAAGAUUAAAAAAUUUGAAAGAUUGGUUUAAACGACCUAAACAAGUUGAUGAUGAACCAGAGGCUCCAAUUUAUAAUUAUCCGAUUAAAGCAAAUUAUGAAAAGGAGGUUCAUUUUCUUUUUGAAGGUAUAAAUAAGACAAGAAUUGAAGAAAAACUUACUAAAUUUAGUUCAUUUUGGACAAGGUACUAUAAAUCAAAAUCUGGAUUCGAUAGUUCCAAUUGGUUAUAUAAACAAUUAAUCUCAAUUUCAAUACAUUCAGAUUUGAUCCAAAUUGAAAAGUUUCACCAUAAAGAAUGGGAUCAAUUUUCAAUCAUAGCACGUUUCAAAGGUGAAAUUGAUGAUAUUGUUGUAGUUGGAGCUCAUCAAGAUUCAAUCAAUUUGAAAGAUCCUUUACAUGGUAGAUCACCAGGUGCAGAUGAUGAUGGAAGUGGAUCAAUGACUAUAUUAGAAGCAUUUCAAUUAUUAGCUGAAGAUAAAGAUUUCAAACCUUAUAAUACUUUAGAAUUUCAAUGGUAUUCUGCAGAAGAGGUUGGGUUGCUUGGAUCUCAAGAUAUUUUCAAUACUUACAAAUCUAAAGAUAAGAAAGUAGUAGCCAUGUUGCAACAGGAUAUGACUGGUUAUACUAAAGAUACAAUUGAAGCUGGAAUUGAGGUUCAUAUAGCAUUGAUUCAAGAUUUUGUAAGUCAACCAUUAAAUUCGUUUUUGAAAAUGCUAUUUGAUACUUAUAGUGAUAUACCUUAUCAUUUAAUGAGUUGUGGUUAUGCUUGUUCUGAUCAUGCUUCAGCUAGAAGAAAUGGUUAUCCAAGUUCAUGUAUGUAUAACUUUAAUUACUAAUAAGAGAACAACUGUUACUAACCUUUUUAAGUUAUGAUGGAAGCUGUUCCAAAUAGUAAUGCUAAAGCUGAUUGGGGUCAUUCUGAAAAUGAUGUAAUUGAUCAACUAGAUUUUAACCAUAUGAAAGAUCAUGCAAAAUUGACAAUUGCAUACGCUUAUGAAUUAAGUUUAGCUAGAGAUUUAUAUUAG
Insectozyma verbasci is the source of this 1269-nucleotide messenger RNA. The record is from the annotation of a GenBank genome assembly. NCBI's taxonomy places the organism in Eukaryota, Fungi, Ascomycota, Pichiomycetes, Serinales, Debaryomycetaceae.